Messenger RNA from Heterobilharzia americana, 1089 nucleotides. The record is from the annotation of a GenBank genome assembly. NCBI's taxonomy places the organism in Eukaryota, Metazoa, Platyhelminthes, Trematoda, Strigeidida, Schistosomatidae.
AUGAAGGCGUUAAUACUUAUCGGAGGCUAUGGUACUAGAUUACGUCCGCUGACACUUAGUAUCCCGAAGCCACUUGUUGAGUUUGCAAAUAAACCAAUGUUGCUACACCAGAUAAAAGCUUUGCUUGAAGUUGACAUUGAUGAAAUUAUUCUUGCAAUCAACCGGCAGGCUGAGUCUUUAGAAUCAAGUAUAAGAGAGCAUUGUAAUUCAGUUAUUCAAAACAGAAAUGUAAAGUUGAUUUUUUCAUAUGAAGACGAAGCUCUGGAUACUGGAGGUCCACUUGCACAAGCAGCUCCUUAUUUGACAGGAGACAGGUUCUUUGUAUUGAACAGUGACAUUAUUUGCAAUUAUCCUUUCAAGAAAAUGAUUGAGUUUCAUUUAUCUCAUGGUCACGAGGGCACUAUGACAGUUACAAAAGUUGAAGAGCCAUCAAAAUAUGGCGCUGUCGUACAUAAUGACCAAACUGGUCUUGUGAAGCGAUUUGUUGAAAAGCCAUCGGAAUAUAUAGCUAACCGAGUCAAUGCUGGUCUUUACAUUUUUGAACCCAGCAUCCUGAAGCGUAUUGAGGCGAAACCGAUGUCCAUUGAGACCGCUGUAUUUCCUGCUAUGGUGCGAGAUUCUGAACUCUAUUGCAUUGAGUUCUCAGGAUUCUGGAUGGAUAUUGGUCAACCUGCGGAUUAUUUAACUGGCAUGCGGCUAUAUUUGGGUCAUUUAUAUGAAUGCAAAUCAUCUUUGUUAACGGUCGAUCCUAAACUAAUUGGGAAUGUUCUUGUUCAUGAAACUGCAAAAAUUGGUCAAGGUUGUCGCAUUGGUCCCAAUGUAACGAUUGGAGCGGAUGUCAUUAUUCAAGAUGGUGUACGAAUUAGUAAUUCUGCUAUAUUUUCAAAGUCAGUUAUUAAAUCUCAUGCAUGGGUAAACAACUGUAUUGUUGGAUGGCGAUCAGUUGUUGGAAAAUGGGUGAGAAUGGAAAAUGUUACAGUUCUAGGGGAAGAUGUAACUGUAAAAGAUGAAUUAUUCCUUAAUGGAGCGCUAGUUCUUCCACAUAAUUCAAUAUCACACUCUGUGCCGGAACCUCAUAUCAUUAUGUAA